Messenger RNA from Racocetra fulgida, 169 nucleotides. The record is from the annotation of a GenBank genome assembly. NCBI's taxonomy places the organism in Eukaryota, Fungi, Glomeromycota, Glomeromycetes, Diversisporales, Gigasporaceae.
AUGUCUGGAAUUGUUUACAUAGCAAUACUUUUAUUUGUGCUCGAAACAUUUAAUAGUAAUAAUUCAAAUGAAUCGAAAGAACCUGAUGCUGAAGAACCUGAAACUAAAGAAAUAAAAUCAUCUCCACCAAAGAAAAGAUUUAACCCGUUCCUACCCUUUAAAUUAUUAC